AGAACCAGGACUGGUGCAAGCUGAGCUUACUCUGUGCUCUGCUAGCCUGCUCUACAUCCCAUGUCAAUGGAUGCAUCUAACCAACCACAAGCUAUUCGCCCGCUGCUGCGAUGUCGGUUGAUACCAGGUUAUAAUCAAGUCACCAACCCUGUAGGGCACUGCGGGGUUUCUGCGGGAUGCCUGAGACUUUGUUUCUGCCUCAGGCCUACACAGCAGAAAUCCCUGUAGGCUGUAACCAACCGCAAGCCUUGCAGCCUUGCAGCCUGCUGCACCUGGCAGCCUGGCCGGUCGGUUUCCAACAUGGGCCCCGCGCGAAUAACCCCGCGCGUCAUUGGGUUCUGCGCCUUUGGCUCCACUCUUUUGUGUGCGUGUGGUGCUUUUUUGCAGUCGGAGACGGAGUCUUAACCUCUCUGGGUUUCUUUAGUCAGGUCAGGCAGGGCUGGCUGGGGCAAAAGUUGUCCAGCCGGCCCGCUCACGUAGGACAAAUCCUGCGAAAAAAAAAAGUGAGAGGCCGGUCGGUCGGUCUCUUGCCAAUCACGCUUUGCUUGCUUUGCUCCUCCCCCACACAGCGCGCCCCUCUCCCCUCUCUUCUUCUUCUUUCUUUCUUUACUGAUCUCAUGGAUGUUCUUUUGCCCCUCAGCCACUCACGCCAUGACUUGGACCCUGUGGGUAUUGAAGGUCAUGGGGCUUAGGAAAAUUGAUCUUCUGUUUAGUUCUUAGUUGUCUUUCCAUCAUGGAUGUAAGGGUAAGGGUAAAGAAGGCUGUACACAUUCAGAACGAUUUUUUUUUUGUUUUUGCUGAGGGCAGACUAUUCUUAGUCAGUUAGCCUCGUUUCUAUCAACAUCUGCAUCCGACAAGGACACGAGGCGAGGCUGAAGUCACCUUAAUUCCGCUACCUAGUAUACCUCGGAAUCUCGGCGAGAAGUAAGUUAAUGACGA
This is a messenger RNA of Aspergillus aculeatinus CBS 121060, 939 nucleotides long. RefSeq lists its product as uncharacterized. The transcript has a single exon. Bases 177 to 692 code for a protein of 171 amino acids. The record is from RefSeq and is a predicted model, not a curated record. Lineage: Eukaryota; Fungi; Ascomycota; Eurotiomycetes; Eurotiales; Aspergillaceae.